AUGAGUCCGGGGAUUCCAUAUCGUUUCAGAGUUCGUGUUAACGUAGAUGGUUGGGGAGUAUGGAGUGAUCCACUGUGGUACGAGCUUGGUCGUGGAAUUGUCCAACAACAUCAAGGACCAGAAACGACACCUUUGGGCUCUGUACCAGGAUGGGUGGUGUUGAUGACAAUGAUAUUAUUCGUGUUACUGCUUGGAUUUCUUGUUGUUCUAUGCCGUCGGAAAAGGCAUAAUCGCAAGCAAAUGAGUGAUCUAGACGUGCUAGAUACCUACAAACAAGACACGAUGACACCCGACUACAGUUCCGGUAACCGUCAAUUCACCGAUGCAUUCCGAUCCGGAAAAUUAAAUGCACCACUAAUACCGUCCUAUGGUGGAAGCUCAGUUUCACAACCGCCACCGUACUACGGUAGUGGAGGUGCUGCAGCGACAUUCAAACCAUAUGUGGACCCGACCGCUUAUGAGGAUCCGAAUCAGGCUCUGGUUGAAUUCACCUUCGACAUCGACCCAGCAGCAGUAUUCAUCACAGAAGUCAUUGGUGGAGGCGAAUUUGGUGAUGUCUGUAAAGGAGGUCUCAAAAGAAACAUGGUCGGAGGAGGAAUCGCUAACAGUAUCUUUGACAAUGAGAUUGACGUAGUGGCUAUCAAGACUCUGAAACCAGGUAGUAGUGCUAAAGCAAAAGCUGAUUUCUUGUUGGAAGCGUCGAUCAUGGGACAAUUUGCACAUCCAAAUGUGAUUCGGUUGAUAGGAGUGGUUACUCGAUCAGAACCGGCAAUGAUUGGUGAGUUCAUUUUUCUUUUAUAA
Molecule: messenger RNA, 801 nt
Organism: Haemonchus placei
Lineage: Eukaryota; Metazoa; Nematoda; Chromadorea; Rhabditida; Trichostrongylidae
Source: the annotation of a GenBank genome assembly